AUGACUUCCAUCAUCUCACGACCAGUGGUGGCGAUCGCCGGUGCUACCGGCCACUUAGGAAGCCGUGUGGCAUCAGCCUUUCUCUCCUCCCCCUUCAACGAACAAUUCUCUGAUGUCAUCCUCCUCUCUCGAAACAAACCCUCACCAGAAUCAACUCCAAAAACCGGUGGGCGAUACACCACCCGAAAGUACGAUGAGGACAACCUUGUCGAUGCUCUCCGUGGAGUUCAAAUCCUCGUGAACACCGUCGGACCCUCCGGCCAUUCAUUCAAGGAGAAGCUACUACACGCCCUCCCACAUACCGACGUCCAAGUCUAUUUCCCCUCUGAAUUCGGCGUGGAUCACUAUGUCCAUGACUUCCCACAUUCAGAAUGGAAUACAAAGAAAGAGCAGUUCGCUCUGGCGCAGAAAUUGAUCCCCGACAGGAAGAUCUGUCGCGUCUUCUGUGGACUCUUUCUAGAGGAUAGUAUUGGACCGUGGUUUGGCUUUGAUACCAAGAAUGGCCGAUAUGAGAGUGUGGGAUCGGCUAGCUCGCCUAUCUCGUUUACAUCGCUCGAAGAUGUGGGCAAGGUAGUUGCUUCGCUGGCCACUCUGCCAAAGGAGAAGAUUCCCGACACUGUUCACGUCGGGGGGGAUACGCGCAGUUUCCAUGAAAUCUCCGAGAUUAUGAGAGAUGCUGGGGCUGGGCCGAUUGAAGUAUCUGAAGUUUCACUUCAAGAAUACAAGAAAGAAGUCACUUCUACAUCUUCAUGGGAUCCAGCACGGUAUCUACGGUUUUUGAUGGGUGAGAAUAAAAUCAACCAUAGUACUGGAGCGUUGGGGGAUGACAAUGAGCUUGUGAAUCCUAAUGGAGAGUUGUGGAAAUGGGAGAGUCUGACAGAUUUAGGUCGUGGGACUGGUGGGAAACCUUGGAAGGAUUUCCCCUAG
Messenger RNA from Penicillium subrubescens, 927 nucleotides. RefSeq names its product isoflavone reductase family protein. The transcript has a single exon. The coding region runs from base 1 to 927 and encodes 308 amino acids. The record is from RefSeq and is a predicted model, not a curated record. NCBI's taxonomy places the organism in Eukaryota, Fungi, Ascomycota, Eurotiomycetes, Eurotiales, Aspergillaceae.